Messenger RNA from Nematocida parisii ERTm1, 659 nucleotides. RefSeq lists its product as uncharacterized. Bases 1 to 525 code for a protein of 174 amino acids. The record is from RefSeq and is a predicted model, not a curated record. The transcript has a single exon. Lineage: Eukaryota; Fungi; Microsporidia.
AUGAUGAAAGAAGAGAGCACGCCAAUGCAGCUGGAUGGAGGAAUAUUUAAUGGAAACGAGGAUAUUCCCAUCGAAAUACAGGAAGAAAAGAACGGGAUACAUAUAGCUAUAACAGGAAAGAUUACAAAAGGAGUAGGCGUGCAGUAUGCUCCCGGCAAUGCUUGCGUGAUAAAACACAUGGGGCCCAGUAUAUUUGACAGCUUGGAGAUAGUGGCAUACGACAAAAAGAGUAUUCCAAUGAUUCGGCAUAUAUUAACAAGCGCAUUAGACAAUGAAGUGCACAAGCUGGGUAUUCAUCUUAAGUUUUCUAUGCACUUAUCUGUGCUGUCCUCUCAGAGAUAUAUGGAGGGAGCCGUGCAUGCUGUUAAUAUGAUACUUGACUAUAUAAACAUACCUUCUAGAUACGAAAUAGAGGCUGCAGCGGGAAAUGCAGAAGAGGGCAGGCAGGCAUUUAAGCAAACUAUUAUUAAGAACAAUUCAAAUGAAAUAAUACACUCUGUAUGGGUGGGAUCAUUUUCUGCAUAAAUUUACAGUGUAUACCCAGAGUAGACUCAAUUUAAAAUAUACUCGGAAGCGAUUAGAAUGCCUGCUAUAUUAUUUUUGGAUAUAAAAUAUAAUUUUGAUAGUAUUAGAUAGAAUACUUGUUUAUAUACCCACUC